CCGCCUAGAGGAGGAAGGAAAAAACGGUAUGUGGUGAAGUCAAUACUUCAAUCUCGUCUUGAUCGUUGGCAAUCUGGAGACCUUCCCUCUUUGUGGGCUGAUGCUAGAGCUGAUGCUAUCUCUCAUAUGUCUUCCAGUAGCAAGAAACCAUCAAUUGCUCAAAACAAUGCCAGACGUUCUUUAGCCUUGGCACGAGAAGGUCGUUUCCGAGAUGCUAUGCGCGUUUUAGGCUCAUAUGGCUUGGCAGCCUCUGAUGAUAAUGACGCUAUACAUGAACUACAACAACGCCAUCCUUGCCACUCACUCCCUGAAUGGAAUACAGACAUUCCACCAACGAUCACUGUCAAUCAGGAUUCAGUGCUUACUGCCUUACGUGCCUUUCCUAGAGGUUCAAGUCCUGGAGCUUCUCAACUGCAACAUCAGCACCUGAUUGAUGCAAUAGAUGGAACCACAACUCCUUCCUCAAUAGACUGCUUGGAUAGUCUUACUCAAUUCAUUUGUUUCUUGUUAUCGGGUCAUGCUGAUGUUCGCAUAUCUCCUUGGCUGGUUGGGGCACCUUUGACUGCUCUUCGAAAGAAAUCCGGUGGCAUACGGCCUAUUGCAGUUGGUGAAAUUCUGCGACGCCUGGCCAGUAGGCUUUGUUGUAUGGCUGUGAAAUCUACACUGCCGGAAGUCUUUUUGCCAUAUGGCCAGGUUGGUGUUGGUGUACCUGGAGGUGUCGAAGCAGCCAUUCAUGCCCUUUCUGCUCUUCUUGAUGAACAUGGUGACAACGCUGACUUGUGUUGUCUCAAGAUUGAUUUUUCAAACGCUUUUAAUGAAUGCUUUCGCUCCUCUUUCUUGCAUCGCCUACACAGAGAAUUCCCUGCUCUAUUUGGCUGGGCACAAUGGUGCUACCAUUGUGAAGGCUUCCUCAACUUUGGUGAUAUUCUAAUUCCUUCAUCAGGAGGUGUACAACAGGGAGAUCCUUUGGGCCCUCUCUUAUUCUCUCUUGUCAUCAUGGAGUUGAUGGACAGUAUUGGUCCUCUUCCCGACAUCAACAUGAAGCUUUGGUAUCUUGAUGACGGUUCGUUCGUUGGUCCCCGCACUGCAGUUGCUACUCUCCUUAAUGUUCUUGAAAUAAAAGGACCCCUGUUUGGGCUACACCUUAAUACGAGCAAAUGUGAGGUGUUUUGGCCUUCCGGCGAUCAACAGUUUCUUGAUUUCCCUCCUGAAGUUCAACGUAUCACUGAAGUGGCCGGAGGAGCUGAAUUACUGGGUGCACCACUCUGUGGAUCAGACGCUUUCUUUGCCAUGUCAGUUGCUAAAAGGAUUGACAAAAUCAGUGACUGUCAAAAUCGUUUGUCUGAUUUAGAUGACCCCCAGGUGGAAUUACACCUUCUACGUAGUUGCUUGGGUCUCUGUAAACUCAAUCACAUCAUCCGUACAGUUCCAACAAACAAGAUCACCAAGGAGCUGUUGAGAUUUGACGUCAAUUUACGCCACUGCUUGGAAAGCCUGUCUCGUUCCUCCAUUUCUAAUGAAGUUUGGUCACAGGCUACCAGGCCCAUUCGUCUCGGAGGUCUCGGUCUUCGUGAAGCUAGUCGUUCUGCCCCAGCAGCUUUUUUGGGAAGCUGCAACUCAUCUCGUGAUUUGACCAGCAGACUUCUACUGUCAUGUUCUUUGCCUUUCCAUCAGUCAAAUGAAACGUCUCACGUUGAGAGAGAGGAUCAGCAUUCUAUCCACACUUCUUCCAGAUAA
This is a messenger RNA of Corticium candelabrum, 1737 nucleotides long. RefSeq lists its product as uncharacterized. Lineage: Eukaryota; Metazoa; Porifera; Homoscleromorpha; Homosclerophorida; Plakinidae. The transcript is spliced from 2 exons. The coding region runs from base 127 to 1737 and encodes 536 amino acids. The record is from RefSeq and is a predicted model, not a curated record.